GGUUCGCGUUUUCCUUCCCGCCUCGACGCGGGGGUGGAGAUCGCAGCAGGCGGAAAUUUGUUUCCAAAAGCUGUCGAGGACAUUGUUCUCCCCGCCUGCUCGGGCAGGCGGGGAGAGCAAUGUACUCGACAGCUUUUGGCAGUCGAGUACAUUGUUCUCUCAGUUCGCCCACAAAAAUUAUUACCGCUUUCUUUAAAUUAUUAUUGUUUAUUAAAUAGAGUGGUGGAAGCGCACGCUCACCAGCAGCGUUGAGGUUAUUACAUGUGGUCGAUGCUGCUUUGACUGCACAUCUCACAAGGCCAAAAAGCCCAGCCGGCCCCUGCUGUGCUCAAACCUGGCACCGCUCCAAAAAAAAAAAAAAAAAAAGAAUGUCCGGGGUAUAUAUAAAUACGCAGCCUAAAUUUGGAGGGUAGCGCCGGGCCCGCACCGAGGCGGCAGCGCAGAGAGGCAAGAUGUGGGCAGUUACGCAGGACGUGUCUUCAGCGGCCAUCGCCAAUCUCAAGGAGACGAGCCACGGAGGGUCUUUCCACGGCAGGCUCACAGUGACGAUCGACAAACUGCCAGACAAAGUGCUCCUUCUGGUGUUUUCCUACUUGCCCCAGCGCGAAGUUGGUCGCCUGGCCCGGGUGUGCCGGAAAUGGCGCACCGUGUCCGCGGACUCCCGCCUCUGGACGCACGUGUCCUUGAGACCCGAGGUGUCCGGCCUGCACGUGUCCAGCAUCGAGAAGCUGCUAGCUCUCAUUUCGGUGCGCUUCGGUCCCUCGCUGCGCUACAUAGAGCUCCCGAUCGAGCUCAUUACGCACACCGUGCUUCACGAACUUGGCAACAAGUGCCCCAACCUGAGCCACAUGCUGCUGGAUUUUUCCACGGCCAUGCAGCUGCACGACUUCAAUGACCUCCACACGUUCCCGACUAAGCUGCGUGUCAUGUGCAUCUGUCUGUCCGAGGUGAUUUUUAUGGAGGGCUUCAUGCGCAAGAUUUAUAACUUCAUAAAUGGCAUUGAAGUACUGCACCUGAUAGGCACUUACGAGAAAGUUGAGGAGGAGGAGGAGGAGAUAUACGAGGUGAUCAACAUCCACAAACUUAAAAGUGCAGUACCCAACCUUCGGUGUGUCAACAUGUAUGGCAUUGCAUUUGUGGAUGACACCCACGUUGAAGCUUUCAGUAGCAACUGCAUCCAGUUGGAAUGCCUGUCGCUCAAUUACUGUGCAAAGGUGACGGGCUCCACACUCAAACUACUGUUUCAGCGGUGUAAGAAGCUACGAACCCUGCUCAUGCAACAAACAGGGCUCAAGGCCGAGCAUGUCAUGGCUGUCGACUGGGAAAAUACCAGUGUUCAGGAGCUCGAUAUAACAGCUACCGAGCUCUCGACAGAAUGCCUCAGCGACUUGCUAUGUAGGCUACCAGCCCUACAUUACCUAAGUGCAGGACAGCAAGAUGGCUUCACCGAUCAGGUACUUAAAGACUGGAUGGAAAAGGGAAACAUCAAGAACCUCAUCGCCUUAGACCUGGACUGCAACGAGAAUGUGUCUGAAGAUGCACUUCUAAAGUUCAUUAAGGUUCAGGGAGCAAUGCUGCAGGGAUUGGUAUUGUCAGGAAUCCCUCAUCUCUGUGAGCAGUUUUGGGGCACCACACUUCCCAUUAUAAAGAAGAUUAGGAUCUUGGUUGCAGGUAUGGCCACUGGCUGCUGCAAGAAGAUUCACCAAAAAAUUCACAUUGACUCCAUGUUGGAUGCCAUUGCUAACAACUGCCCAGAAAUUGAACGACUCGAGAUUGGUUGGGACAGUGAGACCCUGCGGUUCAGCGAUCGAAGCAGCAAGGCCAUCGAUACAGUCAGAGUCAAGUGUUUGCGAUUGCGCUGUCUGGUUCUUUGCGACGGGAAGUACUUUGAACUGGUCAAGUCAAACUUUGAUCGGGCAGACAGGCAUACCCUGGUUCGCUCCACUACCAAUUGCAGAGUUUCACUGGUAUAUCUCCUUUCUUGCUAUAAAGACCUGGUGUUUAACUAAUGCAUGCUCCUAAACUUGCCAAUGUCCAUGUUUGCAACAGAAACAAACCUGCAGCAUGUAAACUGGUUACUGCGAUUUAUACAUUAAUCUGUAAAGCAGCGAGACCAGUUGAAGUAGUUCAGUAAAUUAAAUGCUGUCUAAAACCUGCAUGCCCUAUAAGAAGGUUUACACCUACAUAUGCGAGAGGCCCCGACGUUUUGUGCAAUAUCCUUGAAAAAAAAGAAUUUGGAAUGUACUCAUAUUAGAAGCAUUUAUGGCUCAUGCUGCCAUAAUAGAAGUGCCACAAGCUACAUGGAAUAUUAUGCAGGACCUGUGAAAGUAUCUUAGCUUAGUAACCUAGUCACUAGCAAAGUGCAACUCCACCUAGAUCAUUGAAGCAGGACAUACGGCUUUCUACCCACGGAGACCUACCAGCUUCUGUGGAAGAUUCCAACACAAUUCCCCAAGAUAACAAAACAUAUUUUAAGGUUUGUCUGGAAACACAGUUUUUGCUAAUGAAAUAGCAAAUAAAACAACAUUUAAAAACCA
Messenger RNA from Ixodes scapularis (black-legged tick), 2537 nucleotides. RefSeq names its product F-box/LRR-repeat protein 4 (gene FipoQ). The record is from RefSeq and is a predicted model, not a curated record. The coding region runs from base 453 to 2009 and encodes 518 amino acids. The transcript has 6 exons. Gene Ontology annotation, cellular component: SCF ubiquitin ligase complex. Gene Ontology annotation, biological process: positive regulation of protein ubiquitination; SCF-dependent proteasomal ubiquitin-dependent protein catabolic process. Gene Ontology annotation, molecular function: protein binding. Lineage: Eukaryota; Metazoa; Arthropoda; Arachnida; Ixodida; Ixodidae.